Acaulospora colombiana is the source of this 246-nucleotide messenger RNA. Lineage: Eukaryota; Fungi; Glomeromycota; Glomeromycetes; Diversisporales; Acaulosporaceae. The record is from the annotation of a GenBank genome assembly.
AUGGAAGAAUAUCUUGCGUAUCGACAAUACAAAUACCUGAGACUUGACGGUUCAUCAAAAAUACACGACCGCCGCGAUAUGGUCGAAGAUUGGCAAACUAGGUCCGAAAUCUUUGUUUUCUUGUUAAGCACACGCGCCGGCGGUCUAGGCAUUAACCUAACUGCUGCAGAUACCGUUAUUUUCUACGAUAGUGAUUGGAACCCUACCGUUGACCAACAGGCUAGUAUUCAAUACAACCUUUCGUAA